Messenger RNA from Oryzias latipes (Japanese medaka), 2198 nucleotides. It is a transcript of the gene vamp8, whose product is annotated as vesicle-associated membrane protein 8 (endobrevin). Gene Ontology annotation, biological process: vesicle-mediated transport. Gene Ontology annotation, cellular component: membrane. The record is from RefSeq and is a predicted model, not a curated record. Lineage: Eukaryota; Metazoa; Chordata; Actinopteri; Beloniformes; Adrianichthyidae.
UUCUAUGACCGGAACAAAAAAUAGGACCAGGAAGUUGAAGUGUCGAGCGCGUCCCCGUCACGAUAGAGCAACAAACUAAAGUUUUAACAAAGUAUUUUUAAAAGGUUUUAGCUUAUAGGUCCGCUUCGGGAAACGUGUUUUCAUUGAUUAUCGAUCAGGGGACAUCAUUUCCAGCGACAUGGACCAUGAUCCGGAGCGAGGAGAUCUGGCGGAGCCUCCAAAGGACAAAGUUGCUCAACUAAAGGAUCAGGUGGAUGGGGUGAAAAACAUCAUGACGGAAAACGUGGACCGGAUCCUGGCCCGAGGAGAGAGGCUGGACGAACUCAUGGACAAGACGGAGGACUUGCAAAUGGGGGCUCAGCACUUCAAGCACACGGCACAGAAAGUCGCCCGCUCUUACUGGUGGAAGAACGUCAAGCUGGUGGUGGUGCUGGUGGUCAUCGUCCUCGUCAUCAUCCUCAUCAUCGUGCUGCUGGCCACCGGCGUCAUUCCCACCGGAAACCCCGUGCCUCCCAUCGUCACCCCCACCACCAAACCCUGAGCCCACAGCAACACUCGGAUAGCUGAUACAUGGAUGAAGCACACACAUCCCAGUUGCACACUGUAAUGUACAGACUCUUGAAAAUUACUCUCCUAUGAAGAAAUAUUUGACACUUUAGUUUCCUCUUAAUCCGGUUCUUCUUUGAUAUCAGCUGCUUGUCACCUUCAUCAUGUGAUAAAGGAGCGUCUCCUAGUUAUUUAUAGAAGUGAAACGCCUCCUGUUGGCCACGUCAAUAUUGCAUGCAAUGUCCAAUUAUCUAAGACUAUUUUAUUUUAUUUUUUCUGUUACAAACUUCUGUACAAGUUGAUCUGUAUUAAAUUGAUAAAUAUAUCUGACGCUGGGCUGAAUCGCACAUUAGAAGUAAAUGUUACCAGUUAUAUCAGUCAUGUUUGUUUUAUCCAAAAUCCACUACUUUUUUCUCUCUGCUCAUCGUUUUUGGAAACGUGGCUACAGAAACAAAGCCCUGGAGUUUGUUACACUCAGAUGGUACUUUUCCAACCUUUUGAAGGGGUCAGUGGUGCAUUCAGGGCUGAAAGCGCUGAAAGGCAGAAUCGUGCAGAAGUGUUUUGUCAUUGGAUGAGAUGUUUACACAAGGUUGUACAAUUUGGUAUGGUUCUUCAUUGCUGUUUUCUUUGAUUUUUCUUUCUCUGCCGGUCCCUCUGCCGUUCAUGUUACAACACGAAGCCCUUCCUUUGCGGCUUCAUGUAGUAAAACCAAAGCCAGCAUGAGGAUGAUGAGAGGCUUUUCCAGCCUAUCAGCUGAGAGAAGCCAUUUAGAUCAUGUGCCUUUCGCCCCCUUCUGGUCUAGUCAUGCCAGUCACUGCUGGAAAAAGUCAAUUUCAACGUAUUCUUACUCCCAGGAUGCAAGUUUGUGUUUCUCGUCCCGCAGCAUUGAUUUAUGCUUCUACUUAACUGUAAAUAGCUGACAUUUUCUCCAGGUUCCAUAACUAAUCAGUGUCUUAAUCAAAGUGUUUCUUGAAAAAUGUAAUGGUUUAUUUUUUGCAUCAAAUCAAUUAAUAUUUUUGUCAGUUUGAGCAGAUAAUUUACAUAGAAAUUAAUGGUAAAAUAUUACAGAAGAAAUGUUUGUAUGUGUUUAGUUUCUUCUGUACGUGCGUCUCUGAUAAAGCUGGGCCUCCGGGCCUCCUGGUCGCCGGGCCUCCUGGUCGCCGGGCCUCCUGGUCGCCGGGCCUCCUGGUCGCCGGGCCUCCUGGUCGCCGGGCCUCCUGGUCGCCGGGGCUCCUGGUCGCCGGGCCUCCUGGUCGCCGGGGCUCCUGGUCGCCGGGGCUCCUGGUCGCCGGGGCUCCUGGUCGCCGGGGCUCCUGGUCGCCGGGGCUCCUGGUCGCCGGGGCUCCUGGUCGCCGGGGCUCCUGGUCGCCGGGGCUCCUGGUCGCCGGGGCUCCUGGUCGCCGGGGCUCCUGGUCGCCGGGGCUCCUGGUCGCCGGGGCUCCUGGUCGCCGGGGCUCCUGGUCGCCUGAUCUGCAGUCUUUCUCUAUUGCAUGAGAUCUUCCUCUCUUCCCUUCUAGUCUGUUUAAGCUAUUUACGACUGCUGCUGUGGUAAGGCGUCAUUCUGUCAAGUUUAUCUCUUAUAGAAUUGUCCAGACUUUCUGGUAUUUAAUGGUUUUAUUGGUGGAUUCAAUAAAUAGUAUUUAUGUCAUUCA